AUGGCUUCAUUUUCGCCAUUUAAAAAGACCAAGACAGAGUAUACGGCGCUAGGGGCACGCCCGUCUACCGAAUCGGAGGACAUAGCGGAGAAAGAAGCCAUCUCUGCAUGUAAUAAGACUUCUUACGAGAGAAAAUACCGCCGACUUAGAAUAAUCACCAUCUUCUUGUUGCUAACUCUCGUUUCAACGAUUCUUUACACUGUACAUGUGGGCAUGCACAUGCAUGCUGAUUCUCAGUCACAACCUCUGGAUAAAGAGAUCCCACAUGAUGAUCAUGGCCUACAUGCCGCUGACGUCGCUCUGGGAGUUGAUCCAUUUGGAUGGGUACCUGCCGAUUUGGGCCAAUCCCUAAAAUGGGUCAUGUUCGGUGGCAAGGACGAUCCCUACUACGUUGAAGAAGAUGUGUUUGACAGCCUGAAGGCAACGGAAGAUACAGUGCUGAGAUUGCUUGAGCUUGAUAACCCCGCGAUUAAAACCCAUGGAAUAAAUACAACCUAUCUCGACGCCGAUGGACAUGUACAUGACCUCCGCGCCACCACCGUCUAUCAGGGCCAACACAAGAUGCCGGUUUACUUUUUACGCGCCUUCCACCAAAUGCACUGCAUAGUACUCAUUACAGACGGGUACGGUAAAGCCCUGCAUGGGCGCUCGGCAGAGGCACGAUGGGGGCCUGAUCACUUCGCACAUUGUGUCAAUGUAUUGCGAGAGGCAGUUUCGUGCUUUGCAGACGCACAGGUAGCCUCUUUCAUACAUCCUGGUGAUCCUCAUAUCUCUAUCAACCAGCAGGCGCGCUGCCGCGAUUACAAAGCGCUACGUGAAUGGGCGGAUGAUCCGGCGAGAAAACCUCUGUAUGAGAAUUAUGUUCACGAAGACCCCGAGUAA
Didymella exigua CBS 183.55 is the source of this 882-nucleotide messenger RNA. RefSeq lists its product as uncharacterized. The record is from RefSeq and is a predicted model, not a curated record. Gene Ontology annotation, biological process: mycotoxin biosynthetic process. Bases 1 to 882 code for a protein of 293 amino acids. The transcript is spliced from 4 exons. Lineage: Eukaryota; Fungi; Ascomycota; Dothideomycetes; Pleosporales; Didymellaceae.